CUCGCGCCGGGCGUGCGGGGCGCGCUGCCUGGGGCCGGCCAGCCCCGAGCGGAUCCUCUCGGCCGGCUUUCUCCGGAGAGAUCUCUCUGGAAGCUGACGCUCCAGCCUUCGCGACCCACUCGGAUUCUUCUUGGUCUCGGAGUCGCGCCGAGGAGGAGGAGGAGGAGGAGGAGGAGGAGGGGGACCGCCUGCUGCACUUGGCCUCAUUAGCUGCCGAGAAGACCCAUCUUCUUUGUUUUUUUUUUUUUUUUUUUUUUAAGUCUCGAGAAAUGGACGAAGACGGUGAAGUCAGUUGAAGUCCGCAGAAAUCAUCAGGGCGUUUGGAAGGCGCUUCGUAAAAACAUUUCAUUCCCUGGCACAUUACUUGUUUCACGAGUCCCGCACCUCCUGGGAGCCCGGCGUGGAAUUCUUCCCUUUCUGGUGUGUGGUAGCAUUCCUCCCCCCAAUGUGGACUCCAAAGGGUUGGUCCCUUCUUUGUCGUUUGAAAUGAAAUGAUGGCCACACGUCGGACUGGUCUACCGGAGGGAGAUGGUGACAAGCUCAAGGCCUGUGGGUCCCCCACCUGUGAGGUAUCAAAGAGUAAAGAUGGAAAAGAACAAAGUGAAACUGUAUCACCAUCCGAAGAUGAAGCAUUCUCCUGGCCAGGUCCCAAAACAGUUAUGUUGAAAAGAACAUCUCAAGGCUUUGGUUUUACGUUAAGGCAUUUUAUUGUUUAUCCCCCAGAAUCUGCAAUUCAGUUUUCAUAUAAGGAUGAAGAAAAUGGCAACAAAGGAGGAAAACCAAGAAACCGCCUGGAACCUAUGGACACCAUAUUUGUUAAACAGGUUAAAGAAGGGGGACCUGCUUUUGAAGCUGGAUUAUGCACAGGUGAUCGAAUUAUAAAAGUCAAUGGAGAAAGUGUUAUUGGAAAGACCUAUUCCCAAGUAAUUGCUUUAAUUCAAAACAGCGAUACAACAUUAGAACUUAGUGUUAUGCCAAAAGAUGAAGACAUUCUCCAAGUGCUACAGUUUACAAAGGAUGUCACAGCUCUGGCGUACUCUCAAGAUGCCUACCUGAAAGGCAACGAAGCCUACAGCGGAAAUGCCCGCAAUAUACCUGAACCCCCACCAAUUUGCUAUCCCUGGCUGCCAUCUGCCCCUUCAGCCAUGGCACAGCCAGUUGAAAUCUCUCCUCUAGAUUCAUCGUCGAGCAAACCGCAAACCACCACACCAGUCCUGACACAGCCUGGCAGGGCCUAUAGAAUGGAAAUACAAGUGCCUCCGUCGCCAACAGAUGUUGCAAAGUCCAACACGGCAGUGUGUGUUUGCAAUGAAAGCGUAAGGACUGUCAUUGUACCUUCUGAGAAGGUUGUAGAUUUGUUAACUAAUAGAAACAACCAUACAGUUCCUUCACAUAGAACUGAAGAGGUGAGGUAUGGCAUAAAUGAGCAGACCGCUUUGAAAACAGUGUCAAGAACCACGUCGCCACCGUCAUCCAUUCCCACUGCCCAUCUGAUUCAUCAGACAACAGGCUCCAGAUCGUUGGAACCUUCUGGAAUCUUACUUAAAUCCGGCAAUUACAGUGGACAUUCGGAAGGAAUCUCGAGCAGUAGACCUCAAGCUGUGGAUUCUCCUUCUGUCCCUGUUAAUCACUAUUCUCCAAAUUCCCAUCAGCACAUAGACUGGAAAAACUAUAAAACGUACAAAGAGUAUAUUGAUAACAGACGAUCGCACAUAGGCUGUCGGACGAUUCAAGAAAGACUGGAUAGUUUAAGAGCAGCAUCUCAGAGCACAAUGGAUUAUAACCAGGUGGUACCAAACCGCACUACUUUGCAGGUACGACGUCGAAGCACCUCUCACGAUCGAGUGCCGCAGUCUGUUCAGAUCCGACAGCGCAGCGUGUCCCAGGAGAGGCUGGAGGAUUCUGUGUUGAUGAAGUAUUGCCCACGAAGUGCGUCCCAAGGAGCACUGACAUCUCCGUCUGUUAGUUUCAGUAAUCAUAGAACUCGUUCAUGGGAUUACAUCGAGGGACAGGGUGAAACCUUAGAAAACGUCAAUUCUGAAGGCCAAAUACCCGAUUCAAAUGGAGAACGAAAACAAACUUACAAGUGGAGUGGAUUUACCGAGCAGGAUGAUAGACGAGGUAUUUAUGAAAGACCUCGACAGCAGGAAAUUCAUAAGCCUUUUCGAGGUUCAAAUUUUACCGUGGCCCCGAGCACUGUUAAUUCUGAUAACCGGCGAAUGACUGGCAGAGGAGUGGGGUCUGGGUCUCAGUUUAAAAAAGGGCCAACAGAUCUAAAAACACUGCAGUCCAACAGAAAUUUUCAGACUACCUGUGGAAUGUCAUUGCCUCGAGGUAUUUCACAAGACAGGUCACCUCUUGUGAAAGUCCGAAGUAAUUCUCUGAAAGCGCCUUCCACACACGUCACAAAACCAUCAUUUAGCCAGAACUCACUUGUUUCUGCCAAAGACCAAAGACCAGUAAAUCACUUGCAUCAAAACAGUCUAUUGAAUCAGCAGACAUGGCUAAGAACGGAAAAUGCCCCUGAUCACCAGGUGGAGACGGGGAAACCCCCAUCUUUACCUGGAGCUUCUGUUAAGCCUGUCCCUCAGAUGAUCGAGAACUCCGGCACUUCAGAUUUAGAAUUAUCUGUCCCUCAAAGAAAUCAAGAUUUAAAUUUACGAGAGGCCGAAAUGCAGGAAUCGAAUACUUUAGAUAAUAAAGAAACCGUCAUUCUAAGAGAAAAACCUCCGUCUGGUCGCCAAACACCACAGCCUUUAAGGCAUCAGUCUUACAUCUUGGCAGUAAAUGACCAGGAGACAGGGUCAGACACUACCUGUUGGCUACCUAAUGACGCGCGCCGAGAGGUCCAUAUAAAAAGAAUGGAGGAAAGGAAGGCUUCAAGUACCAGCCCACCUGGGGACUCCUUGGCAUCGAUCCCAUUUAUAGAUGAACCAACGAGCCCCAGCAUUGAUCAUGACCUUGCGCACAUCCCCGCUUCUGCUGUCAUCUCAGCCUCCACCCCCCAGGCACCCCAGGCACCCCAGGCACCCUCCAUAGCAACGGUCCCGCCCAGCCUCACCACGUCGGCUCCUUUAAUUCGCCGCCAGCUCUCCCAUGAUCAGGAAUCUGUCGGCCCUCCCAGCCUAGAUGCCCAGCCCAGCUCAAAGACGGAAAGAUCCAAAUCCUAUGACGAGGGCCUGGAUGAUUACAGAGAAGAUGCAAAAUUGUCCUUUAAGCACAUUUCUAGCCUGAAGGGAAUCAAGAUCAUAGACAGCCAGAAGUCAUCAGAAGACUCUGGGUCCAGGAAAGACUCUUCCUCAGAGGUUUUCAGUGAUGCUGCCAGGGAAGGAUGGCUCCACUUCCGGCCGCUCGUCACCGAUAAGGGCAAGCGGGUUGGUGGAAGUAUCCGGCCGUGGAAACAGAUGUAUGUUGUGCUUCGGGGCCACUCACUGUACUUGUACAAAGACAAAAGAGAGCAGACAGGUGCGCCUGAAGAAGAGCAGCCCAUCAGUGUCAACGCUUGCCUAAUAGACAUCUCGUAUAGUGAGACCAAGAGGAAGAACGUGUUCCGACUCACCACGUCGGACUGCGAAUGCCUUUUUCAGGCUGAGGACAGAGACGACAUGCUAGCGUGGAUCAGGACCAUCCAGGAGAGCAGCAACCUCAAUGAGGAGGACACCGGAGUGACUAACAGGGAUCUAAUUAGUCGAAGAAUAAAAGAAUAUAACAGUCUGAUGAGCAAAGCGGAACAGUUGCCAAAAACACCUCGCCAGAGUCUCAGCAUCCGGCAGACUCUGCUUGGUGCUAAAUCGGAGCCAAAGACUCAAAGUCCGCACUCUCCCAAGGAGGAGUCAGAAAGGAAACUUCUCAGUAAAGAUGAUACCAGUCCCCCAAAAGACAAAGGCACAUGGAGAAAGGGCAUUCCAAGUAUUAUGAGAAAGACGUUUGAAAAAAAGCCUACCGCUACAGGAACGUUCGGUGUCAGACUGGAUGACUGCCCGCCAGCACAUACCAAUCGGUAUAUUCCAUUAAUAGUUGACAUAUGUUGCAAAUUAGUUGAAGAAAGAGGUCUUGAGUAUACAGGUAUUUAUAGAGUUCCUGGAAAUAAUGCAGCCAUCUCAAGCAUGCAGGAGGAGCUCAAUAAGGGAAUGGCGGAUAUUGACAUACAAGAUGAUAAAUGGCGAGAUUUGAAUGUGAUAAGCAGUCUACUAAAAUCCUUCUUCAGAAAACUCCCUGAACCUCUCUUCACAAAUGAUAAAUACGCCGACUUCAUUGAGGCCAAUCGUAAAGAAGAUCCUCUAGACCGUCUGAGAACAUUAAAAAGACUAAUUCACGACCUGCCCGAACAUCAUUAUGAAACUCUUAAGUUCCUUUCUGCUCAUCUGAAGACCGUGGCAGAGAAUUCGGAAAAGAAUAAGAUGGAGCCCAGAAACCUAGCAAUAGUGUUUGGCCCAACUCUUGUGAGAACAUCUGAAGAUAACAUGACCCACAUGGUCACUCACAUGCCCGACCAGUACAAGAUCGUAGAGACGCUUAUCCAGCACCAUGACUGGUUUUUCACAGAAGAAGGUGCCGAAGAGCCUCUUACAACAGUGCAGGAGGAAAACACAGUAGACUCCCAGCCAGUGCCAAACAUAGAUCAUUUACUCACCAACAUUGGAAGGACAGGAGUCCCCCCUGGCGAUGUAUCAGAUUCAGCUACUAGUGACUCCACAAAAUCUAAGGGUUCUUGGGGAUCCGGAAAAGACCAGUACAGCAGGGAACUCCUCGUGUCCUCCAUCUUUGCGGCCGCGAGUCGCAAGAGGAAAAAGCCCAAAGAAAAGGCGCAACCCAGCAGCUCCGAAGACGAACUGGACAAUGUGUUUUUUAAGAAAGAAAGCACAGAACAGUGUCACAGUGACCUUAAAGAAGAGUCCAAGAAAGAGAGCGAGGCAUUGUGCAGGAAACAAAGGAGCGCCAUUUCCAAAGAGAACCACGCCAAGAAGGACGGCGGGGCCCCGAAAGAUGAAAAGACGCCCCCGCGGAGGGAGGGCGCGCCGCCGGCGGAAGAACCGUCGCCGCCGCACGGCACGAGGCACAGCAAGUCCCCAACGCCCAGCUGCCGCUCGCCCUUGCCUCGCGACAGCCCCAGGUCCCCGGCGCCGCACAAGCCCGCCUCCCACUUGGAAGAGGCGGGGUCCGACCCCGGCGCUUUGCUCAGCACGUCCUCGCAGGCUUCUCUGCCAAGGCCUCCCGCCACCAAGUCCCCCAGCCCCGAGACCAGACGCGGCGGCUUUCUGACCACCGUGGGCACCGCCACCUCCGACUGCGCCACCACGUCGUCCACCGCGUACCCUGGCGGCCCGGACUGCAGCCGGCUGAGCCCCGACGCGCGCUCCGUGGCCGAGAGCAGGGGGGACGAGGCGGACGACGAGCGCAGCGAGCUCAUCAGCGAGGGGCGGCCGGUGGAGACGGACAGCGAGAGCGACUUCCCCGUGUUCCCCGCGGCCCUGGCCUCCGACCGGCCCCCCCGGGGGAAGGCCCCGGAGGCCGGCAAGGCGAGCCGGAGGAGCUCCGAGGGCAGCGAGGCCAGCUGUACGGAGGGCAGCCUGACGCCCAGCCUGGACGGCCGGCGGCAGCCCUUCAGCUCACACAAGCUCAUCGAGUGCGACACGCUGUCCAGGCGGAAGUCGGCGCGCUUCAAGUCCGACGGCGGCAGCGCCGUGGACGCCAAGAGCGAGCGAGAGGCGCCUGCAAUCGCGCGGGUGUUUGACGUCAUGAAGAAAGGAAAGUCGACGGGGAGUUUACUGACACCGACCCGAAGUGAAUCCGAAAAACAGGAGCCCACUUGGAAGACCAGGAUCGCGGAUCGGUUGAAACUGCGACCCCGGGCGCCGGCCGACGACAUGUUCGGGGUGGGAAACCAAAAGGCGAGCGCCGAGGCCGCGAAGAGGAAAAACAUCAAGCGGCGGCACACGCUCGGCGGCCACAGGGACGCGGCCGAGAUCAGCGUGCUGAGUUUCUGGAAGGCGCACGAGCUUGGCGCCGAGAGGGAGGCCGAACUGUCCGCCGUGACUCGGCUAAAGCCCAAGUGCUCGGCGCAGGACCUCUGCAUCUCAGACUGGCUGGCCCGCGAGCGCUUGCGCACCAGCGCCUCCGACCUCAGCAGAGGGGAGCCGGGGGCCCCCCAGCCCGACGGCGGCGCGCGCGCCUCGGAAAGGGCCCCGGCCCCCGCGCCCCCGUCGUCCCGGCCCGACGCGGGCGGCUCUCCCGGCACCACGGCUCCAACCAGCAGACCCCUUCUUUCCUGCCCACCCCAGUCACCUGACCAAAUAAAUGGGGAGAGCUUCCAGAACAUGAGCCGACACGCCAGCUCUGCAGCAUUAUGAUGCCCGGCCUCCUCGACUAUCGGAAACCCCCGGGCGAUAAAGCACAGUUUCAGCCCUGUCUUGAAACUGGGGUACGUCCACCAGAGCAAGUUAAAAAAAAAAAAAAAAAAA
Messenger RNA from Hyaena hyaena (striped hyena), 6461 nucleotides. RefSeq names its product Rho GTPase activating protein 21 (gene ARHGAP21). The record is from RefSeq and is a predicted model, not a curated record. Gene Ontology annotation, molecular function: protein binding. Gene Ontology annotation, biological process: signal transduction; Golgi localization. The coding region runs from base 492 to 6350 and encodes 1952 amino acids. NCBI's taxonomy places the organism in Eukaryota, Metazoa, Chordata, Mammalia, Carnivora, Hyaenidae. The transcript has 26 exons.